GAGAAACAUGAAAACCUCACUGCUUCUGUCAGUGACAGUCUAUUAGACAGUGAACUAAAAGCCAUGGAUGAGGUGGAGUUCACAGCUCUGAGUGUAAAAGACACAGUGAAGGCUAUCAGACUGAAAAAACUUCUCAAGGGGCUCAGUGAUCUUGAUUACACAGACAAAAAACAAAAUUGCUGAGGUAAAGGAGAAAGCCACUAAUCUCUCUGCAGCCAAAGACAAGUGGAAAACCUGUGUCCUCAGUGUUGACCACUGAGGGAAUGGGCGUUAAUGAAGACAUAAGCAGUGAGAAGUAUGAGGGGGCAGUUUUCCAAGUUGUUCCAAGGAAUUUCAAGGAGGCGGAGGUUGAGGAGCAUAAGCUCACCCAGGGUCUUCUGGAUUCCAUGGUGGAGGGCACACAGAAGCGCUUGCCUUUUAGAUCAAGUGAUGUGAUCACACAGGCCACCAUGAUGGUCGGUGACAGGGUCUAUUUCAAAUUCAUUUCCACCAAUCCGGAAACCAAGGAGGAAGCGCGCUGUUACAUCAAGAUCCAGCCAGACACCCUACAGUCAGAAUCUGAAGAGCAACGCAAGAUCGGUAUUAUUGUGAAAUUGGAUGAGAGUUAUGGGUUCAUCAAGACGCCACAAGACCCAGAACUCUUUUUUAACCUGAGUGAAGUCAUGGAUGACAUCAAGCUCAUUGUGGGAGAAAAGGUUGAGUUUACUUUAGCAGCGACUGAAGGAGGUGAAGAAGAUAAACAAGCUAUUAGAAUCAGGAAGCUGACUGAGAGUGUCUUCACGUCUGUGCCAAAAUUGGAAGCCGUUGGGGAGAAAGAGAAGAAGAAAAUGACAAUCAGAUUGCUGAGGGAUCCGAAGGAGCAAAUCAAGAAGGAGGGAAAAAAUAGUGACUUGCUGGCUGCUGUGAAACAAGAAAAGGGGAAGGUUGAAAACUUCCAAAGCUGUUAAACUGCCAAAGGGUCCAAAGCAGGAGAUUAUAGGUAAACAAGAGAAACUGAAAGGUAAAGUGGACAGAGAGCGUAGCAAGAGUCGCGAGAGCAGCAGACACAGGUACAGCUGGAGCAGGAGCCUCAGCCGUGACAGGAGCAGCAGUUACUACAGGAGGCACAGGAGCUCCAGCCGCGAAAGAAGGUCCGGCAAAUACAGACGGAGCCGCAGUCGCAGCAAAGAGCGGCUACGCAGAUACGGGCAUAGUUACAGCCACAGUCACAGCCGUAGCCGUAGUAGGAGCAGGGAGAGGAUCGGUCGAAGCGGCAAGAAGAGAAGCCGCAGCCCAGAGCAUAGGGGACGAACAUUGCAAAGGACAGGAGCAUCAGUAAGGAGCACAGCAGUAAGCGGAGAAGCAGAAGCCCUGAUAACCAAACUGAGGCCCUGAAGAAGAAGAACACCUCCAGUUUUAUGGACCCAUCUCAUGCUGAGACUGUAGAUGACGAGCUGACAAAGAAGAGGAAGGAGUUAUUGGAGCUUAAUGAGUUGAUAGCACGUAAAAGAGCAAUUAUUGCAAUGGAACAAACACCAAGUCUUUUAAAGAUGUGCUUGAAAUGGACAGGCAACAUGGAUUCGCAACAUUUGAUUAUCAGCAACAAAACAUGUUUAGAGAACACAUGGAACACUGAUGUGAAACCAGUUAAGUCCAUUUUGAAAAAACACUCUGAACCUCAGAUGGAUCCCAAACAUCAGGUAAGUAAAAGAAGUGUGACUCCAGAGGAACCAGUGGGAUACCCAGUGGGCAAUGAUUACAACUUCUUUGGGUCUGCUAGCUCUGUUCCUGCAUGGAUCGUGCAAAGUUCUACACUGAGAUUGAAGAUCAAGAAUUAGUCUGGAAAAGAGGCAAUUAGAUGAAUUAAGCGAAUCUAUAGCACGUAAAAGGGCAAUUAUGGCCAUGGAACAAAAAGGUAAAACCAUUUGCAAUGAGCUUGAAAUGAAAAAGGAAAGUAAUUUUGCUUUGUGCUCAGAAGACUUGGACAUUACAGUGCCAAAUGAAAACACUUGGCGACUUGACAUAAAACCUGAUCUUCAGCCAAAGAAGUCAAUCUUGAAGAAGCGAACAGAGCCUCUCACUGACCAGCCUCAGGUCUGUUUCAUCGUAAAUAAUGGUGGUUUAUGCAUAGAAGGAUUAUUAAAAAUGCCAGAAACCAAAAUGAAGAUGAAAUUUGGAGAGUUCUGGUGUUGUUAGAGGCUUAUAAUCAAACUACUUGUAUUUAUUUUUUCUCCAAAAAUACAUAUAAAAGUAAGUCUUAAGGAAAGACUGAGGUGGAGAACUAGAAUGCAAUGUUCCGUAUCUCACCUUAUUGUAUAGCCUACUGCACCAAGAAUACAUACAGGACAAAUGUAGAAUGUGUGUUAAAUAAUCCAUUCAGUUUCAUUCAAUUAUAUUGCAACUAAUUAACUUUUCACCCAAAAAUCACAGAAGAGAAUGUUCCAUUUAAACUACAAAGCAUAGAUGGUUGUACAAUUGGAUGCACUGUCUUAAGCAAAAUGUAGAAUAAAUAUAAAGAUAGAGGGGGGGAAAAAAAGGGAGAAAUGUGAGUCUAAUCUUGAAUGGAUUGAGUUGUCAGAGGUUGAAGCAGAGUUUGGAUUUUGGACUGAAAGUGAGAUAGGGGAACGUACAGCUGGCAGUUAUCAGAAAAUAGGACAGCUUUUACUCUGAGGAAAAGCUCAUCUAGUGAUAACUCAGGAAGCAAGAGAAUGAUUUAAAUAUGGUAUUUGUACUUAACGCUCAGCUUUAAUUCUGUAUGACAUCAAAUAUUCUGCCAGUAUCAUUAUUUAUUCAACCUGCCAAACAUUGAAUCUUUUGAAUCUAUAUUUUCCCCCAAUUCACUUUAAAUAAUUGUAUGUGAUGAAUGUAUAGAUUCAAAAGGGUUGAGCAAAUAAUGUGUGGAAUAAUGAAAAUUCUCUGAAUGUAAAUGUAUUUACACUGAGAACUGGGAAAUGUUAUGGAAAAUGUGAUUUUUUAAAAAACUUGUUUCCUUUAUUUUUGCAGAGUGAUAUCAGUUCAUCUGAUCAGUAUGGUUAUAGUCGUGAUCUUUUUUCCAUUUCGAAACCUCCUCAAGAUGAUUAUUCUGCUUUGCUCAAACCCCUUAUGCCUUCUCAUACCUCACUGGAAAAAUCUACUAAUCUAACACCAGUACCCUGUAAAAAUGACGAUCUUUUCAAAAGACUAAUUAAUGAAGUUUCCACGACUUCACGGAUGGGUGAGAAUUUAACAUUUAACCAUCCACCUGGUCAUCCGUCAGUGCCCCGAUUAUCAAAUUCAGGAUCAUUUUACGACCAAAAAAGUACAAGAGAGUCCAAAGCCGGAUACUCACAUGAGGACACAGGCUCUACUUCACGCUUCGGCGAACACCAGUUUUGUCACCAGGCUCGUGACCAGUCUUCCAUCAGUGCUGGGCCUUCAACCCCCUCUUCAGCUUCAGACCAAAAGCGAAAUCUCACAACUCAAAUGCAACGGUUUUCUCAGUGCCCUCAAUAAAGCAGAUCCAAAUCUGCUUUCAUCACUGUUCCGAGAAGCAAGAAAAGACUCUGUUCCUGUGGGGAGUCUGAAGAACCCACAGCUGCAAGCAGAUAGGAACGUGCCCAGCAAGGACGAAUUGUAUGAUCCCUUCAAAGGAACAGAAAACUCUGAAGCUAAUUCACUCUUGAUGGGAAGUAAAGCAGGUAGGAUUCCUGCAUUGGAACAAGCUGAAACCUGUUCGGUCGACUACAGCCAAGAUGAUCUCCUGCCGCACGAAAGAGCUGUGCAAGAUGGUAGUGGCUUUUCUAAAAUUGUUGGAAUGAAAUAUGGGACAGACCCUAAAGUUGAGAACCGGUUCCUUUAUGGUGACAAGGCAGUUUCUCAUGGUAAUUUUUCAAAAGAGCAGAAACAGUUUUUAGAUCAAAGUGAUCGAUAUGAACUUCAUCGGGAUCAUUACCCUUUUGAGCACCAGAAUCUUCCAUCUAAAAAACAUGAAAAACCACAUUCACAUGUUCGGAAUUUGUAUACUGAGAAUAGAGAGAGAUAUGAAAGACAAAUUGAAUCUGAAAGGUACAAGGUAGAAAGCAGCCUUAGCCCACUGCCACCAGAAAAUCACAGGAUACCAGUGAAUGUGUAGACAAAAAGACGGAGCACUAUGAAAAACUUCAGAAUCUACUGCAAACAAUCGGUCUCAGUCUAGACACAGCAGAGGUUAGCAAGCUAACUGACAGGACAAGAGAGCGUUUGUAUGGCAAGAAGGUGAAACCUCAGAGUGCAUCAACUCGUUCAUUUGAAAAAGAUGAGCAGUCGACGACCAGAUAUGAUCGAAAAGGUAGUAGGGCGGAUUCCACUGACUCUGAGGAUGUGCGUUCUGUAUCCCCUGCCAGAUCCUCUAAUCGUGAGGUUUACUUGAGCUACCUGGACUCUGUUAGGCACCGGGACCACUGUAAUGAGGAAGUGGCAGUCGUGAAGGAGAGGGAGAAGGACCUAGUCAGUCUUAAAAGGACCAUUAAGAACAGUCCAGAAGCACGACAAGUGAUACCAGAUCAAUACAAGCUUACCUCACCAUUAACAAAUGUCAACUCGAUUCUUAUAAAACAAUGGAACCCCUAUCACCAUCAGCUCAGUCUCUUGGUUCCUUUAUACUCAGAUAUCCACGGAAUCCUCCUCAACUCUACACUACCAUAAAGGUAGACAAGACUCCUGGGAGAAUAGCUAUCCCAUGGAUAAAGACCAGAAGGGAAUUCUCAGGCUCUUGUGCCACCUUAUGGUGCAAUUCCUCCAGUUCUUCUGCAUUACGCGGCUGGAAACCAGGGACGCACCCCCUCAUGUACCACCUGGCUAUGGGGCAUAUACUCCACCGGUGAACCCUUUAACUAUAAUGCCACCAAGCCCAGAGCUAUACCCAGUUUUUCCUCCUUUUUGCACACGAACUCCUUUUGGGCCUCCUCUCACUCCUACUUUUCAACCUCCUACUGGUCAAUUUGACAUGUCUAUACAGCCAGGAGGUUCUGGCUAUGAUAAGCUUCAAACUAAGAUAAAACCAGCUGCCCCAACCAGGUGCCUCAAAAACAAUAGAAACGGUCAAAACUAAGGAGCCUUUUUAGUGUAAAACCUGCCCUGCUUAAUGUUCAGCCUGCACUUAUUAGCAUACAGACAAUAGAAGACACUCAGCCUAAAGAUGUUCAAGAGGAAGCUGAGUCAAAAAAGGUUGCCCCUAUAACGGAGGACGACAUCAAAGCUAAACAAAAAAAAGGUAUGUCAUAAUUCUUCUCACACCCAUUGUGCAAGGAAAAGGGCUCUUGAUUACCACGACUGCAUUUGGUUUGGAUGACUUGUUUUGGUUGAAGGAACCUUGGCCUACAUCACUUUUUUUGUUUGUAUGAGAAGGCAAACAUUUUUUUGUGCUGUACUCCAUGUAACUGCUGUAACAGUUUUGUACCCUUGAAAGUCUAUUUUUGUUUUACACCUCUGAGCAGCUGGAGCAGUUUAACCAGAGAAUGAAACUGAAGAAAGAACAAAUGGAGGCCCAGCGAACACGUGGACAGAGCCAAAAAUCAGCACCAGGGAGAGUUACCCGAAAAGAGGUAAAGAACGUGUGGAUAUGUGGCCACUCUCUUGUGUUCUGGGCUGAGAAGAGGGCCACAUCUCCAGAAAUUGGUAUGCAACUUGGCAUGGACCCCAACAGUGUCCGAAUAUGGUGGAAGGGUGUGCAGGGCAUGACAUGGCAACAGCUUCUGCCCCAGCUGCUCCAACUCAAGGACAACUGGCCCAAACCUGAUGUCAUUCUCAUGCACCUGGGAGGAAAUGACAUAGGCAAGAUCACUGUAGGUGCCUUUCUGGCAGCAGUGAAGAAAGACCUGAUUUCUAUGAAGAGCAUAUUUCCUCAGUGCCUUUUCGUUUGGUCAGACAUUCUACCACGCAGGUCCUGGAGGCACUCGGACGACAGCAAGGCAGUAGACAACACACGCAAGGCCAUGAACAACAGCAUACACAGUAUCAUUACCGAGCUUGGCGGUUCUUCGCUGACUCAUGAAAACAUAAUGCCUGGUUUGGACACUGGCCUCUACAGACCAGAUGGGGUUCACCUCUCUGGCAAGGGAAUUGACACUUUCAAUUUGAAUAUGCAAGACUUCCUUGAGAAGUGGGAAAGUGAUUUAAGUGAGAUGGAGCCUUCUGAAAUCUAAGAUCUUUUAUUUUUGUGUCCACUUGUAUUGCAAAAAAUGUUUUAGAAAUUUGCUCAAGUGUAUCUUGCAUUAUCAGGGUUGGAUAGCAACCUAAUGUUUUGAUCUAUAUAAUUGCAUAUUUUAAUUCACUGUCAAACAAAAAAACUUGAUUUUUGGAAAAAAAUCUGUAUAUAAUUCUUUAUUAUUAAAUAUCUUUAAUCACUUUACUUAUUACAAGACGUAGAUUUGUUUCUGUUAGUUGUUUUGUUUAGUGAAAACUAAUGGAAGAAAUGAAAAUAAAGCAAUACAGGACUUCACUGUGUCUGUUUAUUGAAUAUCAACUGAGAAUGUAUUUUUAUCUACUGCUCUAAAUCCUUAUAGAAACAAAAACCUCCAGACAUUUUGGAUGUGCCACUAUACAUGUGGCACUUAUGGUGAUUGUUCUUUUUUUUUUUUUUUUUGCUCCUAUAAAUCAGUACUGAAUCCCACAGUUGUGCAGUAAGUGCAAAAUUGUUAAUGUGCCUUAUAUUCCUGAAAUGUACACGUACAUCAUUACAAAGUAAUUAUUAAUACAGGCUUUUUCAACAUGUGUGAAGGUUUCUCCAACAUGUGACCUGUGCCUUAUGGUAAUACGAUAAGACAUUAGUACAUUGCCUGUGGAUAUUGGUGGAUUCCUCUCGACAGGUUUUCCUGUUACCCGGUUGUCCAAUCCAUAAGCCAGUUUGUCUCUCUAUAUAGCAGUUGCCUUUCUCUUCUGCAGGUGGUAAUGGGAUCCAUUAGCUUGCUCUAUCUUCAGGAUAGACUCAGAAGUGUAUUUAGUUUUGGAGCAUCCAAUGGACUGCAAAGUACAUCUGAAAAUGAAGCAAAUUGAAGCAAAGAAGACCGAACUAUCGCAAGGAACAGCUUUAGUUUUUGUUCAGAAAGUUUGUGUAUAUGCAUAAAACAAUGUCUGUAGAGUUUUGUACCUUAAAGUGUUCCCUGAACAUUUCUGUUUCUCUUUUUAUAGUAGAUUGUGUGGUCCUUUCAUUAAAAAUAGCCUGCCUUGGAGGCUUUGUGUAGCUAAUACAAAUUUUUCUGCAUUAUUGCUGUAGAACAUUUGCUGUAUUGGCAGGGCAGUCUUAACAUUUGCAACAUGUUUGUAAUGUAUGUUUGUAUAAAGGCUUGGAAAAAUUAAUGUGCAUAAAAUCUUUUUAUCAACAGUUCAGAUUGGAGAAUGAGCCAUAUCAAUUGUGACCUUUGGGUCAGGCUCUAGAUGUGAUUGUAAUCAUAAUAUAAUUAUUAGUAUAGAAUUUUAGUAUAAUUUUUAUAUAUUGUAUAGCAGAACAAAUAGCUGUGUUAGAGCAUUUGAGGAAUAAAAAAUAGUGCAGACUAAGAAUAA
Molecule: messenger RNA, 7497 nt
Organism: Electrophorus electricus (electric eel)
Lineage: Eukaryota; Metazoa; Chordata; Actinopteri; Gymnotiformes; Gymnotidae
Source: RefSeq, a predicted model, not a curated record